AUGGUUGCCUUCCUAGCUGGUCUCUUGGCAGCGGCCUCUUUCAUUCUUCCUGCAACUGCUCAAUUGUCCGGCUCAGUUGGUCCCACAACAUCUACAUCUGCAAAGGCAGCCACGAAGAUCUGUAAUAUCUUGGACUAUGGUGGUAAAGCAAGCGCAACCUCUGACAAUGGUGCUGCCAUCCAGGCUGCCUGGGACGCAUGUAAGACCGGCGGUCAGGUUUACAUCCCCGCAGGUGACUACGGUAUGGCUACAUGGGUCACCUUGAAGAACGGAAAGGGUGUUUCGAUCAACAUUGAGGGAACUAUUUACCGUACCGGAACCGCUGGAGGCAACAUGAUCAUGAUUAGGGACAGCAGCGAUCUCGAGGUUUACUCUGCCACUUCGAAGGGCGCCAUGCAGGGAUACGGUUAUGAGUUCCACAAGAGUGGCUCCACCUCCGGCCCUCGUCUCCUGCGUUUCUACAAGUGUACCGACUUCUCGGUGCACGAUAUUGUUCUUGUUGACUCCCCUCUUUUCCACCUGUCCCUCGACACAUGCACGAACGGUGAGCUGUACAACAUGAUCAUCCGCGGUGCCAACCAAGGUGGUCUGGACGGAAUCGAUAUCUGGAGCACCAACAUCUGGGUCCACGACAUCGAGGUCACCAACAAGGAUGAGUGCGUAACCGUGAAGAGCCCUGCCGACCACAUCCUGGUCGAGCAAGUGCAUUGCAACUGGUCUGGCGGUUGCGCUAUGGGGUCCCUUGGUUCAGGCGUCGCUGUUCACGAUAUUGAGUACCGCAACAUAUACACGCACCACGCCAACCAGAUGUACAUGAUCAAGUCCAACGGUGGUGACGGUGAUGUCUACAACGUCGCCUUUAAGAACUUCCAAGGCCAUAGCAAUGCCUACACCCUCGAUUUUGAUACCGCCUGGAGCAGUAUGUCUGCUGUCAGCGGUAACGGUAUCAACUACAACAACAUUAGCUUCAGCGGCUGGAAGGGCACUGCGUCUAACGGUGUGAACCGUGGCCCUAUCAAGAUGAACUGCCCAGCCAAGGUUCCUUGCACGGACAUCACCGUUGAGGACUUCGCCGUUUGGACUGAAUCCGGUAGCUCUGUUCUCUAUGGUUGCCAGAAUGCUUACGGGUCCGGUUUCUGCUUAAACGAAGGCAGCUCCCACACUGCAUACACUACCACCCAGACCGCUACCACCGUGUCUGGAUAUGCCAUUUCCACCAUGGCCGGCGAGCUCAGUUCUGGCCUUGGCCUGACUGCCUCGAUUGCGAUUCCUACCAUGCCCGCAUCUUUCUUCCCUGGAAUACAACCGAUCAGCGCCAUCCUGGGCGGAUCCGGUGGUUCUGCUGCCAAGGUUGUUUCGACCUCGGCCGUUGCCGCCGUCAAGACCACAACAGCCGCAACUUCCUCGAGCACCACAACCAGCGCCGCCAAGUCUUCUACCAAGACAACUGCUAAGACAAGCGUCCUCACUUCGGUUGCAAAGACCACGGCCAAGACAUCUGCAAAGACUACCGCUAAGGCUUCCACGACCCAGAAGGGACGUGGUGCUCAGAAUGUUGCGGCCGCGGCUUCUACGUCAACCGUCUCCGCUCGCGCCAGCUGCCAGAAGCGACGUGCUGCUGCCCAACUCAAGGCCUAA
This is a messenger RNA of Truncatella angustata, 1638 nucleotides long. Its product is annotated as pectin lyase fold/virulence factor. NCBI's taxonomy places the organism in Eukaryota, Fungi, Ascomycota, Sordariomycetes, Amphisphaeriales, Sporocadaceae. The record is from RefSeq and is a predicted model, not a curated record. The transcript has 2 exons. Gene Ontology annotation, biological process: carbohydrate metabolic process. Gene Ontology annotation, molecular function: polygalacturonase activity. Bases 1 to 1638 code for a protein of 545 amino acids.